This is a messenger RNA of Engraulis encrasicolus (European anchovy), 7023 nucleotides long. It is a transcript of the gene mark2b, whose product is annotated as MAP/microtubule affinity-regulating kinase 2b. NCBI's taxonomy places the organism in Eukaryota, Metazoa, Chordata, Actinopteri, Clupeiformes, Engraulidae. The record is from RefSeq and is a predicted model, not a curated record. Gene Ontology annotation, biological process: microtubule cytoskeleton organization; intracellular signal transduction; protein phosphorylation. The coding region runs from base 1303 to 3774 and encodes 823 amino acids. Gene Ontology annotation, cellular component: cytoplasm. Gene Ontology annotation, molecular function: protein serine/threonine kinase activity; tau-protein kinase activity; ATP binding. The transcript has 19 exons.
UCCUCUCAGCUGUGCACAGUCGGCCAUGUUGCCUCCCAGUGGUUGCUUCUUGCUUGCCUUUUGCUUGUUCCGGUAUCUCGGUUGAUUCCGUGUAGCUUACACAGAAUGCGUUGCGGCUGCUUGGACGCAGUAGCCGUUCCUUUCCACAGGCCCACUGUUCUCUCGCCGUGAGAGAGCACGCGAGCGCAUACAUAUCACACGUAUGUUUGUUGGAUUUUGCAACUUCAUUUUUUUUCGGAUGUCCUUUGUGAACUGCGACUUCAGCACACCAUCUGUGCUUAUUUGUUGUCCUCAUUCGAAUCACGUACUCGGAAAUAGAGGAGACGUCGCUGUUCACGGAUAUUGGAGUUCUGUGGACUGCUCACCCAGUGUGUGCUCGCUGGUCAGACGUUACCUCUUGGAUUAGGAGCUCCGCAGCUAGCGCAAUUCCACAGCAGACCACACAGUGCUACGAGUGCUAGCUGCCCAUCUAGAGGCACUUUGGAUGGAACGUUAACAUUAGUUGUUAGCCUACUAGCUUGCUUGAUUUUCUUCACCAAGCGGCUUAUUUUCGGACGUUAUUCCCCCCUGUUUGUAAUCUGGAAGAAAUUAAUUUGUCUUCAAAUAUCAUCAUCACCGUAUACAAACGUUACCUGCUUAAGUUGAUAAGGUAAAGCCAGCUAUUCAUUUUCUGCAGCGAAGGUCGGUCGAGCUGGAACCGAUUUAGACCGGCCUGAUGUGUUGAAUCUUCGGGCUUGAUUUUGGACUGCCUCAACACUCAAAGAUCCGACAUUUUACACGGCAGCAGUUUUUCUUCAUUCUUUGCAGAUACUCAUGUGGGGCCCCAAAUCAAGUGCUGCAGUCGGGUUUAUGAAAGGCAAGAACGUGACACGUUGAUGUGCUUCCUUUGUUGGAUUGCCACUUGAUGGUAACGUUAACAAACGUUCAUUUGGACUGGCUAUCAUUUCUGUAAUCUAUUUUCAGUUUGUGUAUUCAGUAUAUCAGCGCGUGCAGUUGUUGGGAGCAACAGGACAUUGGCUACUAACCUGAGUGUAUUUAUACGUUCAGACGUCUGGAAAACUUUUGCAAUUAUUUUUUUUCCACCUCUGUUGACAUGGACACGUACUUCUAAUGUGGGAUUCAACUUGUUGAUCUUUGUCUGCGUGGCUAGCUGUCUUGCUAGCUUGCUAGCUCUUUGGACCUUGUCGAUCCUGGGUCUUCGACCAAAUAAGGACCGUAAUAACACCCACUGCUAAAUGAGUGUAUGAUUCUUAGACAUUUUUCUUCAUCCCUGGAUCCCCUUUUGAAGAUACCCCACCAAAAAUGUCAUCACGGCCUCCGUUAUUAACUGUCAUAGAAAACUCGUCAGGCCAGGAUUCCAAAUCAGGGGGCCGUCCUAGUAUGCCGCGCUGCCGGAACUCUGUCACCAUGUCUGGGGAGGACCCGCACAUCGGCAACUACCGGCUGCUGAAGACCAUCGGCAAGGGCAACUUCGCCAAGGUCAAGCUGGCCAGGCACGUGCUGACGGGGAAAGAGGUGGCCGUGAAGAUCAUAGAUAAGACACAACUCAACUCUUCCAGUCUCCAAAAGCUCUUCCGGGAAGUGAGGAUCAUGAAAGUCCUGAAUCACCCAAACAUAGUGAAGCUGUUUGAAGUGAUUGAGACAGAGAAGACCCUGUAUUUGGUAAUGGAGUAUGCGAGCGGAGGGGAGGUGUUUGACUACCUUGUUGCUCAUGGGCGUAUGAAGGAGAAGGAGGCCCGUGCCAAAUUUAGACAGAUUGUCUCAGCAGUUCAGUACUGUCAUCAAAAGUGCAUUGUACACAGGGACCUAAAGGCAGAGAACCUGCUUCUGGACGCGGACAUGAACAUCAAAAUCGCCGACUUUGGCUUCAGCAACGAGUUCACGGUGGGCAACAAGCUGGACACGUUCUGCGGCUCCCCGCCCUACGCCGCGCCCGAGCUCUUCCAGGGCAAGAAGUACGACGGGCCCGAGGUGGACGUCUGGAGCCUGGGGGUCAUACUCUACACGCUGGUCAGCGGCUCGCUACCCUUCGACGGACAGAACCUGAAGGAACUGCGGGAGCGUGUUUUGAGGGGGAAAUAUCGGAUCCCUUUCUACAUGUCCACGGACUGUGAGAACCUGCUGAAGAAGUUUCUUAUUCUCAACCCCUCCAAGAGAGGCAGCCUGGAACAAAUAAUGAAGGACCGCUGGAUGAAUGUGGGCCAUGAGGAGGACGAGCUGAAGCCGUACCUGGAGCCAGACCUGGACUAUAACGACCCCAAGAGGACGGAUAUGAUGCUGCAGAUGGGCUUUACCGCAGAGGAAAUUAGAGACGCCCUCGUCAACCAAAAAUAUAACGAGGUCACGGCGACCUUCUUAUUGCUGGACUACAAAAACUCAGAGUUGGACGAGAGUGUCAACCUGCCAACAAAGCCUCGCCCUGGAAGUGACCUCACCAACAGCAACGCCCCGUCGCCACCUCACAAAGUAACGCGCAGCGUCUCGCAGCAGAAGCCUCGCAGGGCCACAGAUCAGGGUUCAUAUUCAAAGCGUGCUCAGGGGGACAACAAGCACAGCAGUGAGGAGACGGGCCGCAAGGGCUCCAGCAGCUCGGCCAAGGUGCCUCCCAGCCCCAUGAGCUCCAGCGACCACAAGAAGAGCUCCACCCCCUCCUCUGUGAGUGCCAAGGGCAAAAACUCAAUCCUGUCCACCGGCACAAGUCACAGCAGAAACUCUCCGCUCCAAGAGAGAUCACUCGGGGUCCAUAAUGGCAAAGACAGCCUGAACACUCCCGGGUCCCGUGCCUCCACGGCCUCUGCUGCCGCCGUGCUCACCAACACAUCCUCCUCCUCACGCUCCCGACACCACAAGUCCCAGUCCACCUCCGCACACCCCUGCCCCACUGACCUGCACACACACCAGCGGCCCAGCGCGCAGCCGCUGAGGGCCCCUGGCGCCUCCCCCUCGGCCCACAACAUCAGCGCGGCGGCGGGCGACCGCAACACCAACUUCCCGCGGGCGCACCCCAGCCGCAGCACCUUCCACGCGGGUCAGGGGCAGCGGGGGGCGCGCGACCAGCAGGGCUCGCCCUACCACCACGGCCCGCCCGCCUCCCCCUCCCUCUCCCACGGCAACAGCCAGCAGAGGCGGCCAGCCGCCUCGGGCAUCUUCAGCAAGUUCACCUCCAAGUUUGUGCGCAGAAAUCUGUCACUCAGAUUCCCCAGAAGGGGACCAUAUGAGGCAGAGGGUCGGGAGGAAGGGAGCAGGUCCAUGUUGAGCAGCACAGUGGACAAGUCUGAGAAGGUAGGAGGAGGAGGAGGCGGCGGCACGCUGGGCUCCGGCGGCGGCGACGAGAACAAGGACUCCUUCAGCUCCUCGUCCCCAGGCAGCGGCACCCCGCCACCAGCCUCCUCCCUGGCGCCGCCCACCUCCACGACUGGAGGUCCACCGGGUUCGGGUGGCGUUGGCGGAGGCGGACUGAAGGACCAGGCCAAGCCGCGCUCGCUGCGCUUCACCUGGAGCAUGAAGACCACGUCGUCCAUGGAGCCCGGCGAGAUGAUGAAGGAGAUCCGCAAGGUGCUGGACGCCAACAGCUGCGAGUACGAGCUGCGCGAGCGCUUCAUGCUGCUGUGCGUGGCGGGCAACCCGGCGCGCGACGACUUCGUGCAGUGGGAGAUGGAGGUGUGCAAGCUGCCGCGCCUCUCGCUCAACGGCGUACGCUUCAAGCGCAUCUCCGGCACCUCCAUCGCCUUCAAGAACAUUGCCUCCAAGAUCGCCAACGAGCUCAAGCUGUGAGAAGAAGAUGGAGGAAUGGAUGGAUGGAGGGAGGGAUGGAGGGAGGGAGAGGUAGAGGGCUCAGAUGUUGGGAGCAGGAUAGGAAAGACUGAAUGAACAAGCAGGAUUUAGGGUGGGGAGGGGGUCGAAAGCAGCGCCACUGUUGCACAGAGUUUAGUCAUUUUUAGGGCAGCAGCUGACUUUUUUUUCUUCUCGGACUGCUUGGCGUUAGGAAAGGAGGAACAAAAAACGAGAAACGGUGUAGAAUUUAGUCUAUAAAGGCUCCACCUGAGGCAACGCCAAACGAAAAACGAUGGUUCUGUUGGAUCCUCAACAUGUGAUCUGUGUUUUUUGUUCCUUUUUUUGUUUGUUUUUAUUUUGUUUUUGUUUCUUUUUGUCGCUGCCUCUGUAAGAAAUGAUUUUUGUAUAUUAUUUUCCCUCAUCUUUGUGAAUAGUUUUCAUUGAAAUCUCAAGCUUGCGCUUGGGUUGGAGAAUCACUACAUCAGUGUUGUAAGGUGAAAGCGUGACUGCCUUGACUCGGGAGAAGUGGGAUGGGGGGGACAGAUGGCUAUCGUCAUAGUCAGUGGUCAUUAUUCUGAUCUCAAGAAGACCAGGAGGUGUAUUCCAAUAAGGGGUUUUAGUUACUAGCACAGCAAAGGUUAACCCUAGGUGAGUUGUGAAUCUCCUAACAGAAGACUUAUCCUUCAAGGGAAAGCCACAGACCACGUCUGUCACAAGAGUUAACUUUACCAUUUGCUCAUAUCAAGGUAAGCGGUUAAUCUGCCCUCUGGAAUACCCCACAGCUUCCAGCAGUGAUGGGCAACCUGGUUUCAACGGUCCAGUGCCACAUAUUCCAAAUGACUUGGUUUUACUUGUCCAAUUGAAUCGGGUGCAGAUCCCUUGCUUGAAUGCUCACCUAUUUCAAUUGUAAAGGUAAAACCAGGUCAUUUGCAAUAUAUGACAUAUGGAUUGUAAAACUACUAAAUCCAGGUUGCCCAUCUCUGGUGGUUGGACUCCCCACGGCAUAUCCUCUGAACCCCCCACUCCACUGCACUCCUGCCUCCAGCAGCAGCAGCAGCAAGCACAUCAUCUGAAGCACUUCCACAGACUGAAACGCCUCAUUGCUGCGAAUGUGUUUUCUUUCUUCUGUGUGAUUUCAUGCGCUUAUUUGGUGACCAGGUGGGCAAAAUAGAAGUCUUAUCUGCCUUGCCUCGUCUCUGCCUUUACUUUAUCACAGACACGUACGCGUACACACCCCCUUCGGAUCGCCAAACACUUCAUCACCUUCUCGUGCUGACACUAUCUGAAGGUGAUUUAGUUUGUCUUGACUUUUUUGUGUUUCUUUUAGCUCUUGUCUGCUGGGUUUCACUGGAUUUUUAGAGUUCAGUUAUAUUUUUUGCCUUUUUGUUCAGUUUUUUUUGCGAGUAAAAGAUGAAUUGAACUGAGAAUCAGAAUGUAUUUCAUAAGUAUUAUUAUGGAUGAUUGGUGAUUUCUUUUUUUUUGUGGUUGUUCACAAGCAAUUAUUAACAGUGAGUUUAGGUUGCACCACCACCUCCACCUCUAUAGAGAAUGUCUGAGGAUGUUUUGGAAAACAAAAAUCACAUACACGACAUGAAAACUACUCCAUUUUGCCUCAUUUUAGUGUCUACUCACCAAGAAAUGUGAGAAGAAGGAGAAACGUUCAUCCUUAAAAACUCUCACCUCCAUGGCCAUGUAUGUGUAUACAGCUCACACCCCCGACACCCCCCAUUUUUUGCUGGUCACUUGAACUCCCCACCCACCCGCCAACUCCAGGAAACCCAGGAACCUCCCCCCUACAGGACUUUGUAGUGACUGACUGAGGACUGGCUAUUUGACCUGCAUCUUCCAGGAGCCCCAUACUCUGCCCCAUCUCUCAGCUUCUGAUGCCCCUCUUUGUCAGCCUUGGGCUCUAAAACUCACUCCCCCAACCCCCCCAUGAGAAGCUUGUGCUCUGCCUUCCAGUGCAAUGGAUGCCCAACUUGUCAUCAUCAGCAUUAAUGUUGUUGAUUAGAAUUGUUAUUAUAUCACAUUUCGCUGUAAUUGUAUUUUUAUGAAAGAAAACCAGAGGCUGUGUGUGUGUGCGUGUGUGUGUCUAUGUGAGGUAGUGAGAAAUGAGUGUGUGAACCAGGAUGGAGUUAGGUGUGUGCGUGUGUGCCUGCCUCAAAGUGAAAAGACCGGGGCGCCUGCAACCCAAAGACCUGUCACACAUAUCUUGUACACGCUGAUUGUAUGAGGACGACAAGAAAGACCCCAGUGAAACGCAUCACUACAUCAAGAUUAUUACAUCACUUUACUACUGCUCAUUGCUUUUAAGAAAUAUCUUUCGUUUUUGUUUUUCUAUGAUAUUUUGUUGAUGGUGUGAUGUCAAAUAGAGUACUAUAGAUUGGCAGGGAGAAAAGCACAGAUGACAGGACGAAAGAAAGAGAAGUGGUGGCACUGUGGGUGAAUGGUCGUGUGUUAGUGAGAGAGCGUGCGAGCGAGCGAGAAAUGUGUGUGAUUGAUGGACUGUGGUAUGAGGUUGUGUACGUGUUCAGUUACCUGUACAUGCAUGCAUCACCCUCUAAUUCGGAGGUAAAAUGGGGGGGUAGGUUCAACAUUUGACGUGUCAAGAGAUUCUAGUGGGGUGGGUGGGGGGACGGUAGGAUGCAGCCCUAUCAGCUAAACAGUUUCUGGGGUACCUGUGCACAACUGUAUAUUUUAUAUCUUCUCUGAUGAUGAUCUGUUUUUAUUUUCAAUACAUUUUUUUUGUUGUACUCUCAAAUGAUCGUUGUCUAUGGUGCUGGGAAUCGCAUUGUUAUAUUAUUGUUAUUAAUAUUUUCUUCAGGGUUGAUUUUUAUUUCAAAAUUUUCAUUGCUGUAAUUUUUUUUCAAUGAUUUUUUUUGUGUCAAGACUCUGAAAAUGGCAAAGGGUUAGCAAGAACUGGGUGUGAUGAUAAAUGUGGGUUUUUUUGCAGAGAUAAUGGUUAUGAUUGAUUCAAUGAUAGUAAUAAAAACAAAUGAUACAAAAAAAAUUAAAACCGGUUGCGUUGAUAUUCACGCAAAGAAAGAAUGUGAUUCUCUUCUCUUUUUGUUAGGGUCUGAUGUUAAGGAUCUGUGAAAGUGGUAUGGUCCAUCAGAGCUUUUGUCCUGAGUAACUUGAAAUGAAAAUGUCCUCCCGAAAAGUUUGGCACCAUAUUGGCACGUUCAGUCCUCUCUGUUAAAAUAUCUCCAUGCUGCAUCAUCAUUAAAACUCCAGCAUCUCUGAUCUUAA